GAGCGGCACGCGCCCGGCGUACGCGCUGCAACCGCACCGCGAGAGGCGUGGCCAGGGGAGGAGGUGGGGGAGGUGGUGGAGCGGGGAAGCGCGUGGGUCAGCCUGCCGGUGCAUUGAAAAGGCGCACUGCCUCACUCUCGUGCUCCAGAAGAAGGUUUUGAGAGCUUUGCAAAAGCUCGAAGUUCAUACACAGGAAUCGUGAGGGCGGGUCACACGCGACGCGCGUCAACCGGACACUCGAAAAAAAGAGAAACAAAAAAAGAAAAGAAUAAAGGCUGCUUUCUAUAUAGUGGUUGUUCUUGUGAAGCAUCUCGACGGUUAUGGACAUCGCAACCAAGAUGGACCUAAGUGUGGACCAGGCUCAGUUUGUAGCUCCGGCGUGCUUCUUUGCCGCAGCCGCCGCCGCCGCAGCCGCCUCGCAGAGCCUGAGCCCAAACGAGAGCAUCGGCAAGUCGGCGUCCAAGCAGACCAAGAGGCAGCGCUCCUCCUCGCCGGAGCUGCUGCGGUGCAAGCGGCGCUUGAGCUUCGCGGGCUUCGGCUACAGUCUGCCGCAGCAGCAGCCGCACGCCGUGGCGCGGCGCAACGAGCGCGAGCGCAACCGUGUCAAGUUGGUGAACAACGGCUUCGCGACGCUGCGCGAGCACGUGCCCAACGGCGCGGCCAAUAAGAAGAUGAGCAAGGUGGAGACCCUGCGCUCGGCGGUCGAGUACAUCCGCGCCCUGCAGCAGCUGCUCGACGAGCAUGACGCUGUGAGCGCGGCCUUCCAGUCGGGUGUCCUGUCGCCCGGCGUCGCGCACACCUACUCCAACGACAUGAACUCCAUGGCCGGAUCUCCUGUCUCCUCCUACUCCUCCGAUGAAGGAUCCUACGACCCACUCAGUCCUGAGGAGCAGGAGCUCUUAGAUUUUACCAGCUGGUUCUGAACAUCAGGAGGAUCAUCCUGAGGAUCUUUCAGCACUCACUCCCUCGGAGGUCCAAGUGCAUCUUCCGAGAACACAAGGCACUGCGUUUGCGCUCCCGUCCAGGUUGGAUAGACCCGAGUUCACACAAUAAAGAGAGACUGGCCCAAGAUGAGAGGCCCAAAGCGACACUCAGGUGUCGCCCCCAAGUUUCCCGAGCCAAAGGACUUGUAGAGCAGACAAGUGCAAAGAAAAAAACAACGUAAAGUAAAUGCGCAAGGGUUGCAUUGCGCAUUUGCGCAUUGACCCAAAAGCGCAUUGACCCAAAAGAUAAAAAAAAAAUCAUAUUUUUCUGCUUCAGCGAUUCUUCUAUUUGUUCUUAAACUAUGCUAAAUCCAAUCAGAAGAACUAUCCUGUCCUGCACAACAAAAUCUCCCCCCCCCCACCCCACAUCCAUGUGUUGAUUUAACACCUUCAGCCGGACACACAUUAGCACUGGAAGGGUUCAUUUUAGCACUGCAGGUGUUCACUCAACACUGGAGGAGUUCAUCUGAACUCGGGGAUUUUGCUGUAACUCCAUGCUUCCAACCCGGCGGAAUUUAUUUUAAUGAAGUUAUAUUUGUAUAAAGAUCACGCUUUUUUUCUAAAUAUAUUAAACUAUUUUUGUAUGUAUGUAAGAGAUUUAUAGAUGCUGUUUUUGUACACAUUCACUGUAAUAUGUAUAUAUAUUUUUGGCCUCUGCGUAAAGACGCAAACACAUGAUGUUUAUUACCUCCUGCCUUUUUCAGACAUGUAAAUGCAUCUGUUUGCGGUUUUAGGCUUCUUGCUUUUUUGUUUAUUUGUUUGUUUUGCCUGGAGUUUGACACUCCAGUGGUUUUUAUUUCAGCACCGACGUGUCUUAUUUAACGGGAAUUACAUGUAAUACGACUCGGAGUUCACACUGAUCAAAGGUUAUGCAGCUAUUGUCCAAACCACGGCGGUCUGUCUUCUCUCCACGCUGCCUGAUGAAACUCUGCCUUUACAAUAUUCGAAGAGGAAUAAAUAGAGGGGAAAUGCCUUACAUUCAUAUUUUGUACA
Silurus meridionalis is the source of this 1976-nucleotide messenger RNA. RefSeq names its product achaete-scute family bHLH transcription factor 1a (gene ascl1a). The transcript is spliced from 2 exons. Gene Ontology annotation, biological process: regulation of neurogenesis; positive regulation of transcription by RNA polymerase II; neuron differentiation. Gene Ontology annotation, molecular function: RNA polymerase II transcription regulatory region sequence-specific DNA binding; DNA-binding transcription factor activity, RNA polymerase II-specific; protein dimerization activity. The record is from RefSeq and is a predicted model, not a curated record. Gene Ontology annotation, cellular component: RNA polymerase II transcription regulator complex. The coding region runs from base 321 to 923 and encodes 200 amino acids. NCBI's taxonomy places the organism in Eukaryota, Metazoa, Chordata, Actinopteri, Siluriformes, Siluridae.